Heteronotia binoei (common prickly gecko) is the source of this 1103-nucleotide messenger RNA. Its product is annotated as guanine nucleotide-binding protein G(I)/G(S)/G(O) subunit gamma-11. Gene Ontology annotation, biological process: G protein-coupled receptor signaling pathway. The transcript has 3 exons. The record is from RefSeq and is a predicted model, not a curated record. NCBI's taxonomy places the organism in Eukaryota, Metazoa, Chordata, Lepidosauria, Squamata, Gekkonidae. The coding region runs from base 455 to 676 and encodes 73 amino acids. Gene Ontology annotation, molecular function: G-protein beta-subunit binding. Gene Ontology annotation, cellular component: heterotrimeric G-protein complex.
CCUCCCUUCACUCCACGCACUGCCAGCUCUGUUCAAGUACGUUAGAGAUGAUAGUGAGGAUUUUUUUGCCUAUAGGUGUACUAAUCCCAGAUUAACAAUUCUAGGAUUUCAGUGGAUUGAUCAAUGAUGCUCCCCAGAAUCUUGCUGGUGAUCAUCCACUAUUCUAUGUAGUACAAAAACAGCAACCCUGAUUCUUAUGGUUGUACUUUAGGAAGGUUUGAAAACUUUUGGAGUGCUGUAGAGACAGAAGAGGAUGGUUUUCCAAGCACGUGUAAUAGCAAGGUCUGCUUGAGACAGUGGAAGGAGAGAGGUCAAACUGUGCGGUUUAAUCAGCUUAAGACAGAUUCUGCUGAUGAAUUAAAAUCUUGUAACUAGUUACCAGGAGUCUGGAAAGCGGGUUGGCUGGAGAGUCUGCUACCAUUCCAGGCAAUCAGGAGACACUCACAACAAAACGAUGCCGGCGAUUAAUAUGGAAGAUCUGAGCGAGAAGGAUAAACUGAAAAUGGAAGUGGAACAGCUCCGGAAAGAAGCAAAGUUGCAAAGACAACCGGUUUCUAAAUGUUCAGAAGAAAUUAAAAAUUACAUUGAAGAAAGAUCUGGAGAAGACCCUCUUGUGAAAGGUAUUCCUGAAGACAGGAAUCCUUUUAAAGAAAAAGCAGGAUGCAUUAUUGCUUAGAAGAACCAGACCACUUUGUAAUGGGAAUUCAAAAUGUUAAUGAAAAAAGAAAUCUAGUCCGGGUUAAAUUCCAGCAGUUUUGAAUUGACUUUUUAUGAGAACAGAAAUGCUUGUUUAUAAUUUCAUUUCUUGAUGUGUUCCUGUUUCUUAAUUUCCUGUACAUGCUAAUUUGAAUUUGAAGAAAUCUAUUUGUAUAACCAACUUCAGUGUUGUUUUGGUAAUGCCAAUUUAACAUACAUGAUACAAAACCUUCCUUUUCUUUUGCAGAAUACAGAAUUUAAGUUCAAUAGCAUCACAAUGUUGCACUGUAUUUAAAAAUAGGAUUUUGUUACAGUAAGCCAUGAAACCGUGACAAUGUCAAUCUGAAGAAGUGUAUAUGCAAAGGAAAGCUUAUACUCAGAAUUAAACUUUGUUAGUCUUAAAGGUG